AUGGUCACAUUCGGUUUGUCUCCGGCCCCUUUUCUAGCAAUCCGAUGUCUUUAUCAACUUGCCGAAGACGAAGGCGAUGAAUUUCCUUUAGCACGUGAAAUUUUAAAAAAUCACUUUUAUGUCGAUAAUGUUUUAACUGGUGGUGAAACCAUUUCACACACGAUUCAAAUGCGAAACGAACUAAUUGAGAUUAUGCGUCGUGCUGGAUUUAAUCUUCGUCAAUGGGCCUCUAAUAAUGAGGAAAUAAUUCGCGACAUAGAUAAAGACGAUAAAUGCGUUGAUUUUGAAUUUGAUAAAGAACAAACGGUAAAAACUUUGGGAAUUACGUGGGACGCGAAAAACGAUGUCAUUAAAUAUACGGUUAAUCCCAUCGAAUCACAUUUGGUAAAAACGAAAAGGAACAUUCUUUCCGAAAUAGCAAAAAUUUUCGAUCCAUUAGGUCUUUUAGGUCCAGUCAUUUUAUUCGCAAAACAAAUAAUGCAAGAAUUUUGGAAAUUAAAAUUAGACUGGGGUGAAUUAGUACCCGCUAAUAUUUUCACCUUAUGGUCGCGGUAUUGUAAUCAGUUACCAGCAUUAAAGGAGGUUAUGUUCGAAAGAAGAAUUUUAAUUUCUGAUUUUAUUAAGAUUGAAUUACACGGAUUCAGCGACUCCAGUGAGAGAGGUUACGGGGCUUGUGUAUAUUUAAGAUCAUUUGACGAAAAUGGAAAAAUUCUUGUCAAAUUAGUGUAUGCAAAAUCGCGAGUGGCUCCGUUAAAAACUGUUUCCUUGCCGCGACUCGAGUUAUGCGGCGCGCAAUUGUUGGUUAAAAUCACUGACGAAGUGAAAAAGGACCUCAAAUUAGAAUUCGAUUCAAUUACUUACUGGACUGACUCAACUAUCACUAUUAACUGGAUUAAAACGUCUCCUCACUUAUUAAAAACGUUUGUAGCGAAUCGUGUUUCGGAAAUCCAAAAUUAUUCGUUACCCGAACAAUGGAGACACGUAUCUUCGAAAGAAAAUCCAGCCGAUGCGUUAUCACGAGGUCAAUUACCGUACGACUUUCUCAAAAAUCAUCUUUGGUUUAACGGCCCAAAUUGGCUUCAAACCAAAGAAGAAUUUUGGCCACAAUCUCAAUUUGAACAAAUGAACGAACUUCCUGAAAUAAAAGAAAAUGUUUGUCUUUUGUUAAGCGAGAUAAUGCCUGAAUUUUUAUUAUCCUUUUCUUGUUAUUCUUUAUUAUUGAAAGCCGUAGCAUAUUGUUUGAGAUUUAAAUAUCGAAAAAACACACAACUUUUGGAUAUCGAUGAAUUAAAUCGAGCUGAGAAAAGGAUAAUUAAAAUAAUUCAGACAUCAUCUUUUGCAAAUGAGAUUCGACUAUUAUCUCAAUCAAAAGAACUUUCCAAGGGAAGCAAAAUCUUUCCACUUAACCCAUUUUUAGAUGAGGAAAAAAUUCUGAGAGUGGGUGGAAGAUUAAAACAUUCAGAUUUGCCAUAUGCGGUUCAACAUCCUAUUCUUUUGCCUAAAUCUCAUGCCAUAACUGAUCUUAUCAUUCGUAUUUGUCAUUUAAAGAAUCACCAUUCAGGAAUUCAAACGACCCUUUAUUCCAUGAGACAAAAGUAUUGGGUAGUGGAUAGUCGAAGUGUGGUAUGA
Molecule: messenger RNA, 1629 nt
Organism: Leptopilina heterotoma
Lineage: Eukaryota; Metazoa; Arthropoda; Insecta; Hymenoptera; Figitidae
Exons: 1
Coding region: 1-1629 (542 amino acids)
Source: RefSeq, a predicted model, not a curated record